CUGGUCGCCACGGCAACGACAGUAUGGCAGCGCCUAGUGCACGUGCGACGUUGGACGCUGAACAUAUGCGCGUGGUUGUGUUACAAUUUUGCAACACGGGCUAUAUACAGUAUAAAGUUUAUUUUCGAUGUCAGAUUGCAUUGGAUCGAGCAGCACUCGCUCUUGUGAGAGUGCACCACGUGGAGGCAAGCCGAGACACGUGAAAUGCCUGAAUUUUGGACAAUCGAUCCUUAAGCUCGAUGUCGCAAACCAGCCUAGCUGUUUCGCGACGUCGAAUCGUGCUCUUGUGGUCGAGCAGAGUGUAGCCCGCAUACCGUGCACCGAGAAGAAGGAUUACGUGCGCAAGUGGAUUGAGACUCAUAGGGACGGCGGAUCCAACCUAAGCGAUGAUGAUUUACCCGAGAUCUUUUCGUCUCAAAAGACGCCCACGAGCGAGAGUUCGCCGGUACUUGGUAACAUUGGGAAACGACGGGAUAAGAGAGGAACCCGUAAAAAUAAAAAUAAACACACUGUAACGAGAAGCGCGGAUGACACAAAUGGUCAGGAACAAGAUGCACAGUAUUCUGUAAACUGUACGAAACAAGAUAGUGAAAAUAAGGGAGAGAACCAGGACAAACAAGAAUACUUACAUAAGACUCAGUGCACACCUUCUUGCACAAAGAUUAUUGUUGAUAGAUCUCCUGUCCUUGGCACAGGUUUGUAUUCUCACAAGAGAAGAAGAAGAAAAUUAUGGUAUGGAACAGAAGAUCAUGUUUCGUCAAAGCGUUUAAAGUUGGAUUAUGAUAAAAUCACAAAUGUAGAACCUGAUAGUAAUUGUGAUAAUCUCCAUGAAAAGUCUAUAGAUCACAUUGUAUUGGAAGAGGACUCAGGUAGCAGUGCCAAGGAAAUUGUUUACCAAAUUGAGACUGAAGAGAGUCCAGAAAGGUUAAAGAUGUGUACUUCUUUGUCGCAGACACCACAGAGAUCGAGCUCUGAAGACAGUUCAAGUCACAAAAAUAAUAAGGUCAAUCUAAAAAUGAAAAUAGACUCGAGUGAUGAAAGCAAUGAAGCAGAAUAUAAUAAGUUCUCAAAUACAAACAGCAGCACCAAUAAUAGUCUGAGCAAUAUUGUAGAAGAAGUCGAUACACAGGAUAUGUUAUCAGUCAUGAGAAAAACUCAGUUUUCAUCUAAAUCUUUGUUCACUUCCAGGUCUCUAUCUAAGGCCUCGCAAUUGCUUUCCAAUGAUUCAAAUGAAACUUACUGUUCUGAGGCAGAAAUGUUGCAGGAUCAAAGCACACAUUUGUCUGCCAAGAUCUCUCUGGUGCCAUCUUUGACUAGAGAGGUAACAAGCAGUAAGUCAACGCAGACUCCCGUUAUCAGUACGAUCAGCACACCAUCGAAAACAUCUCCGGACAAGGCUAUGUAUGCGCGGCUCCUGGAUUCCGGGAAGAAAAACCACAAAGCUAAGAAGGGAAGCAUGGUUGCGAAGCUACAGUCUUUGAUCAACACACAAGUAUCUAGCAUUCGCAUUUGGCGUCAUCGAAUGAACAAGAAACACGAAGCUGCGUCAGCGCGGUUUAUCAGCGUACUUGUGCGCGAUUGUUCGAAGCGGUUCGGUAAUCAGUUUCUGAAGGGUACUUUAAUCGAAGAUCGCUUCAAUCUUUUGCAAAACGACAUAGAAAUCGGAGAGGCGGAAUCCUGUAAUGGUCAGACUCCAGCGAGGAAAAACUCGCACAGAGAUCUGACGAUUAUAUUAGUCUGUGAUAUAGUCGGUACACUGAAAAUGAUAUCGGAAGUUGUGAUAAACGUUUAUCCACCUUGGGACAUUUUAGACAAGGUUGAUCUUACACUAGAAGCAAUGUAUAUAAGCAUAAGUCACGAAAUGCCUAAUUUGCAUCCUGAUAAGGACAAUUCGCGGAAACGUAAGAAACGAGUUGUCAAAGAGUUUAAUUGUCCCUGUAUAAGAGAGAAUAGAGAAUUUUCGUUUUGCGCAAGAAAGCCUAGCGCCGAUAAACCUGAUGUGAUGCAACAGAUUUUUUGUUUAUGAUAUAUAUUUUUAUACAAGUUUAAAUAUUAUUUUUGAGCUUUGCUCGAGUCCUUGAUCAUAAUUUAAUAGCACUCCUGAUUCAUAGAUAAUUUAUGUUACAUGAUGUAGUUUUUGCAGUUGCAAUUGGACUCACGAUAAGAAUGUUUCUAUCUCAUGUGUCUCAGAUCACACAAUGUUCUGACCUACAGUUUUAUACAGAGUCGUAUAACUGUGAUAAUCUUAUUAGAAAAUAACUAGUUCACUGUUUUUAUAUACAUAUGAAUAAAUAUUAAUUUAAUUUUGUUGCAGGCAGUGAUAAAAGUAUAUGAAAUUGAAUAGAUAGCUGUUACUAUUUAAGUUAAAAAGAGAAUUUUCAUUUAACAUAUGAUAUUAUUUUUCAUAAAAGAACAUUGCGUUAUUGUUGUAAAAAAGAUGAACAUUUUUAAUGUUAUCGUACACAUUAUAUUUUUAAUAAGCAAGUUUUGUUUUUGGGACGUAUGUACGAUCUGCGAAAAAUAUUCGUAAAAUAAAAUCAUGUAUUUGAGAGAGAA
Odontomachus brunneus is the source of this 2556-nucleotide messenger RNA. RefSeq names its product dentin sialophosphoprotein-like. The transcript has 2 exons. The record is from RefSeq and is a predicted model, not a curated record. The coding region runs from base 128 to 2026 and encodes 632 amino acids. Lineage: Eukaryota; Metazoa; Arthropoda; Insecta; Hymenoptera; Formicidae.